AUGAAUACUACCGUCCUCGAUGAGAUUCUAGCGGAACUCAAGAAGCAGAGAACGGUGAACCAUCAACAUGCCAGCGACUACAGAGCGUUGGCACAGCUCUUGGGAGCAGAUGGCCGUCUUGACAGAAAACGGACCUCGAUGGUCAUGAAGAAAUCAAUGCCAUUCAACAACAUGAUCGAUGCCAGCAGUAUCACUACUCUGGAUGAGGAAUGGCUUUACAAUUACCCAGACUUCUUGCUGACCAAGAACAUCGAUUUGCACCAGCAACUCAAGUCGGCUUUUGCCAAAAGCUUUGACCAGUACAGACUCGUCGAUGAAUACAGCUCCGUCAUAGUCAAAGCUCUUGCGUCUUUAAAUGGAAGGUUGUCGGAGAAUUUUCCAUUCUCACACUUCAAGCUCGACUGGGCCAUGGAUGGCCUGGUGGCAAGCCUGCCGAAACAAAAGAGCAGACGACGGAAACGAGGAAAGCGGGAUUUUGGCGCUUUCAUCUCUUACCUGCCCGGCCCUAAUCCCAAUGAAGAACUCUGGGACACAAUCUCUGAGGCUCGAUCUGCAAUCAAGGCAAAAAAACGUUUUCUGUGGCUACCUUUGCGUUCCGACCCACAGACAGCCCUUCUUUGCUGGCUCGCCACUACCGAAGCAGAGAAGCCUGCCAUGUCCCUAUUCUUUGAUCGUCACGCAGAAUAUGAAAACCAUCUGUGGGAUGACACCACCAUGGUCCUUAAUGUCUGGCAAACAGAGCUUCACAUGUCUUUCUGGGUAAUCUACGAAAAGAGACAACCACUUUGCCCAGGCUUGCCCCAUCCAAUCAUAGCGCCUUGGCCCAGAGGCUCUGAAAAAGAGCUGAGACGUGCGUCAAUGAGCUUCCGUUUCGAUGGCGACUUCUUCGACCGCUACUGGACAUGCCACUUUAUCCAAUACGUCCCUGGUGUUUCGCGCAUUGUGCGCGGCGUUCCAGGGGACCCGGGUGCAAACCUUCGCCAGGAUAAACAAUUUUGGCAGCGAAAGGUUCUGGAAUUGCAGCUUCUUCAACACAUGUUGGGGCUUAUCCUGGUCGCAUCCAAUAAGAUAUUGAACGUCAUCGAAACAGAGCUUGGACUAAAGAAAGGGAAUCUCAUCUUCUCCGUACUGACAACGGAGGCGUACUCACUAUCAGAAGAUCGUUGGCAGAUAUAUGAGGAGCUUCUACAGAAAGCAGAGGAAGAUAUCACGUCAUCCUUGAGCACACUUUCUAAAUGGGCUACUAGGGAAGUCGAUCGUGGUCAAGAAAGGCCUAGGUGGACACGGAACGAUGAGAGAAAAUACCGAGGGUACAUCAACAAGCUGCGCAACCAGACCGAAAGGCAGCGAUGGGAUCUUGAGAAUUGCCGCGACAAGAUGUGCAAGCUGAGGGAGACCUUAAUCACACGCCGAGACAAUGUACGAGCCGACCUUGAGGCAAACAGGGAGCAGAACAUCCGGUACUUCACGUACGUGACUGUCAUCUUUCUGCCUCUCGGGUUCGCAUCGAGCUUCUACAGCAUGAACGGCGCGCCUAGUAACGACUUGAUCGUCUCUCUCGCGAAGUUCGCCGCUGCCGCCUUUGCAGUCACUGCCAUCUUGGUUUUCGGUGUCAGCGUUUUUGUUGCCGCGAGUGCGAAGGCACUUUCUGUGGUCAAUUUCAUGAUUUCUAGGACCAAGCAGGCCAUUCAUGUGGUCAACCGGAAGGUGCAAAAAUACUCAUACGGUACCAGGCUGGAGUCUCUCCUGGUCAAGGGCACGAUGACCUACAAUGGGCACCGUGAAUCACAGAGGCUGCACCAGGCAUACUUUAAGAAGGAUUGGUUGGACAUCUCUAUCAGCUUCUCGUGGAUUGGCUGA
Molecule: messenger RNA, 1860 nt
Organism: Diaporthe citri
Lineage: Eukaryota; Fungi; Ascomycota; Sordariomycetes; Diaporthales; Diaporthaceae
Exons: 2
Coding region: 1-1860 (619 amino acids)
Biological process (GO): transmembrane transport; metal ion transport
Cellular component (GO): membrane
Molecular function (GO): metal ion transmembrane transporter activity
Source: RefSeq, a predicted model, not a curated record